Messenger RNA from Uloborus diversus, 758 nucleotides. RefSeq names its product 40S ribosomal protein S9-like (gene RpS9). The record is from RefSeq and is a predicted model, not a curated record. Gene Ontology annotation, biological process: translation; positive regulation of translational fidelity. Gene Ontology annotation, molecular function: structural constituent of ribosome; rRNA binding. Gene Ontology annotation, cellular component: cytosolic small ribosomal subunit. Bases 126 to 704 code for a protein of 192 amino acids. Lineage: Eukaryota; Metazoa; Arthropoda; Arachnida; Araneae; Uloboridae. The transcript is spliced from 4 exons.
UAAAAACAACACAUCUUUUCCGUUUGUGAGCGAGCUGGCUUUGCGCUGUCGGCAAAGUUUUCUGUAAUUUCCUACGUGGGGAUUUUUCUGUCCUCUAAAUGUUAAUUCUGAAUUAAGGUUAAAAAAUGGGUCGAAUUCCUACAGUCCAUAGUAAAACAUAUGUAACCCCACGUCGUCCUUUCGAAAAAGAACGUUUGGAUCAAGAGUUAAAGUUUAUUGGCGAUUUUGGCUUAAGAAAUAAACGAGAAGUAUGGCGUGUAAAGUACACCUUAGCAAAAAUCCGUAAAGCAGCUCGUGAACUUCUUACACUUGAUGAAAAAGAUACUAGGAGGUUAUUUGAAGGUAAUGCAUUGCUUCGACGAUUAGUAAGGAUAGGUGUAUUGGACGAAAACCGAAUGAAGCUUGAUUACGUGCUUGGCUUACGUGUUGAACAUUUCUUAGAGCGACGCUUACAAACACAAGUCUUUAAACAAGGCCUUGCCAAAAGUAUACAUCAUGCUCGUGUUUUAAUUCGUCAAAGGCACAUUAGAGUGAGAACACAAGUAGUGAAUGUUCCCUCAUUCAUUGUUCGACUGGAUUCCGAGAAACACAUAGAUUUCUCUUUAAAAUCUCCAUUUGGUGGUGGACGCCCCGGCCGUGUAAAGAGGAAAAACCAGAGGAAAGCUCAAGGAUCUGGUGCUGCUGAAGUAGAUGAUGAAGAUUAAACUGGAGUUUCAUUCUGUUGUAUAAUGAAAAUAAAAAAAGAAAAAAAAUUAUAA